AUGGGCAAUGUGUGCCAGUGUUGUGGAGCACGAGAAAAGGAUCCAUCCUUGCUGCCAGACUACGCCUCGGGUGGCAACUCUCAGCAUGGCUUUGCCCUCGCUAAGAACGACCGAGUGCGCAUGGAAGAUGCUGUGUCCGUCAGCGACAAUAUUGCAGGACACGGCUGCUUCGCUGUGUUCGAUGGUCACGGAGGCGAGAAGGCCACUGUACUUGCCAAGCAGCUCCUGCCACGGCAACUGGAAAAGCAUCUCGAACAAGGGAGCAGCAGGGAGGAAGCCGCGCGUCAAGCGUUCGCAGGUAUGGACGACCUAAUGCAGAAGGAGCUGAAAGAGGAAGCUAAAGUAUUCACAGCCGGCACUUCGUCCGGAACAGUUGCCUGCAUUGCGCUCCUUCAGGCAGACGAGCUCGUCCUUUUGAACCUGGGGGACUGCAGGGCAGUGGUGUGCGAGAACGGAAAGGUUGGCACAACCACACGAGACCACCACCCCGAGAGAAAUGCCCAAGAGAAGCAGCGCUUGGAGGAGCUCGGCGUCCGCAUCGAGGGGGGCUACGUGGAUGGAAAGGUGCAAGUGUCUCGUGCCCUCGGGGACAUUGUGGACAAGACGGGACAAAAGAUCCUGGGUCUCAGCAACACGCCAGAGGUGACCAGCGAUAAGAGCCUGAACGCGUGCAUCCUGGACCACGUCUCCGCGAGCGGCCGUCUGGAAGGUCUUCCAGAAGACCUGGCAAGGCGCUAUGCUGCUUGCAUCACACUUGCCUUGGAGUACCUGCAUCAACAAAAGGUUGUGUUUCGGGACCUGAAGCCUGACAACGUGCUGGUCACCUUCCAAGACAACGUGGCGAAGCUCGCGGACUUUGGCCUUGCUCGGUCAUUGGAUCCCAGCUUUCUGGACAAAGGUGCAGACCCGGACAGCGACAACGACGAAAAGGCACCAGCGGGUUAG
This is a messenger RNA of Symbiodinium sp. CCMP2456, 945 nucleotides long. The record is from the annotation of a GenBank genome assembly. Lineage: Eukaryota; Dinophyceae; Suessiales; Symbiodiniaceae.